AUGGCGGUCGACGAGGAAAGGUCGAGGAAGAGGAGAAAGGUAGACAGCAGCACCUCUGCCCCGGCCAUCUCUUUCGGGAGCGCCGACGAACUACACAGUCUCCUUCGACCCUCGCAGAGUCGCUCUCCUCAGACGGUAGCAGCCAUCGACCGGUUCAAGAACUUUCUGUCCACCAUCUCGGAGCAGCACAAUGGGCCUGCCCAGGCCGGCCAGGUGCAGAUUCUGAAGGAAUAUUGCGACCAGCAAUUCUCUGCCUCCCAUGACCAGGUCGACUUCCCGGACCUGCUGUCGACAUGGUCUUCUGCAAGCCAGUCUAGUGACGAAGCCAUCCUGUCAGCUAUUCCAUCAGCCCUAGUGCAAUUCUUCCAAACAAUCUCUCACCGGCUGGAGUUCCGGGAGUUUGGCCUUUCCUUGUGUCACAGCUUGUUAAAACGGGACCAGCUACGCAUCCUCGACAAGUCCCUUUCACUCCCUCGCUCCAAGGAGCACAUUCUCAUACCGUGUCUACAGCUUUUGACCGACAUCAUCAGCUUCGAUGGGGGCGCACUUGCCAGCAAUGUCUUUGGCCGGCGAGACUACCUCUACCGGCGACUCGACGGCCUCCUCACCCAGCUUCCGUCCGAAGUCUCGGAAAGAUCAACUUCUACCGUACAUGAAGCCGCUCUGGAGUUUCUUCUAGCCAACUUGAAGUAUCUAGACUCCGCGGCAAAGACCGAGCUCAUCACCCAUGGAAGGACGUUAUAUUCUGCCGUUCGGAGCCUCCCGAGCCAGAAUGCCCAUCUUGUCAUCGACACUCUGAACGCUCUGGAGAGAUCGGUGCUGGACGACGAGGGCCUUGCGAAACAGAUCAAGAGUCGCUGUUUUAAUUCCGGGUUCCUGUCCGCGUUGGCUAAGCUCUACGAUCAUUCGGUUGAAUCUUCAUCUGCCGAAGACGGAGCUGGUCUCUCUACCAGUGUUCGAGAUGCUUUACACCGGCUGUUGCUCCAAGUAUGCACGACCACGAAGGCCGUUCUUGCCCCUCAGUCAGGUUGGUACCCUCCAGGGACCAACCCCGAAAUCAUCCACGUGGAUGAGAACAUGGUUGACUUGGGGCUCGACUCACCUUACUAUUUCGACGACUUCGCAGACAAGGUGCAGGUGCCGGUGAAAAACCACGCAUUGUCAAUCUUCCUUCAGACACUCAAGCCCGAGGGUGACAUUCUACAAGCCAACCUCAUCACCUCGAUCUUCGGAGCCGCUCCAGAGCUUGUGGCCGACUAUUUCUCGAAAAAGCAAAAGUUCCUCGUCCCCCCUGGGGAUGAUCCCUUGUGGCGAGGCCAGUUUGCAUUUCUCUUUUCGGUCGUUCAGCUACCUGUGCCGCCGAAAUCUGGCUGGCCAGGGAGAACUCUGCUAACACCUCCGCCACUUUCGAUCGUUAUUGAAAGCAUUCUCCCAAGACCCUUGGACCGCAGCACUUUAACCAAAAGCCUACAGACCAGGGACGAUAUCAUCAUGGUGUCGGCCGCGAGGAUACUGACGGUGGCUCUUGAGAAGCUUGAUUCGGUUCUGGAGGGCUUCGAGAGUGGCCCUUCCCUCACUUCGCUAUGGCUUCAAUCUUCCACUAGGCUGAUGAACCUCUUGAUUGACCGGAUUCCACCCCUGCAGGACCUUAUUACUGCGCUUCAAACUCUCGACAAAGACAAUGAGCAAGUGCGCACGGCCAUGCUCGAAUGCAUAGCAACCUACCACAAGGUCUUGCCUUCAACAACCGCGGCCUCAAAGUUCGACAUCGGGCCAACUCUGAGCAAGGUGCUCCAGAGGCUUGAGUCCGAGAGCCUCGACCAGGAAAGUAGAAACAUACUCGAUGAGGAGGUGCCUCACCUAGUGCAGAUUGCCGACUUGUCACUGGCCACUAAGUGGUUUCACAAGACCACUUCUAACCCGGUCUCGCUGGUUGUGCAAUUGCUGAGGUACUGCGCCCAGUGGCCCGACAAUGCCGUCACCAAGCAAUUUCUACCUGUUGUUCGGACGAUUCUGGGCGGGAGAGGGGUCCUGAAUCCUAACACAGCCUCGUUCCAAGCAUUGCUCCUGAGUCUCACCUCAACCAAGAAGUGGCACCCCGAGCUUGGAACGUAUCAGUUCCUCGACAAUUGCAUCACACGUACGAUGCAACGACCCGUCAAAUACCUCGAUCGCCUCGAGCAGAUGCAAGCGCUACUGUCGGAUACAAAGGACCUGAGUCUGGCUGCCUGUUGUAUCGCGGAGCAGUGGUCCUUUGUGCUUCAGAAAGAGGACAAAAAGACUACCAAGAACGUUGCGGAAUGGAUAGGCAAGUUCUUUUCGGCCCUGGAUGCCGCUGGCGAGAAUUGGCGUGUCCUCAACCAUCUACGAGAGGAGAUGAAGAGCCAAGCCAGUGAGAACGAGAAAGCGAUAGGGGCACUUGAAAAGUCUUUCGAAAAGCAACGCAAGAAGCCUAUCGUGCUACCCACCCCAUCGCUUUCCGAUGCCUCGGAAACAACAGAGCCGUCAGAGUCCGGACCGAUCAGCAUCAAGACUCGCUCGGCUGAUGAAGCCACAGCAACGGCAGACCGGGGAAGUCAGGGGCUGGACUUGGCCUUGGACCUGGACAAAGCCUUCGCCCCGCCACCACCGAUACCGACUUCACUUCACGGCCUAGACCGCUGGGCGAGACCAGACUUUGAAUCCGAGAUCAAAUCCAGCCGGCUGGCCAGCCUUCUACGGUGCUCGAUCUCGCCGGACGUGGAAAUCCGGGUGCAAGCCUUCCACACGCUCCAGACAGUGGUGCACGCGGUGGAGCAAUCUACCUUCACCGAAAAGACGCAACUGUACCUCCUUCUCGGCGAGGUAUGUGAGACUCUCCGCUCGCAUUCGCUGCACCAUUCUUCAGCCUCAUCGGCCUCGGCUCCAGCUCCAGCUCCACCGUCGAUGGUUGCCGAAUUGGCCGUGCACAUACUUCCCGUGCUCGCAGACGCGUCGUCCCCAUUCUACCGCAAAACCAACCGGUUCCUGCUCCGCGCGCCCAGCUGGGCCAUCUCUUCACUCCUGCCGUACUGGCUGGCGACGACGUUCCUCAGCGAGCCGGAGAGCGACGACACGGACGUCGGCGGGGUCAACGCACAGGGCCUCGAGAUUGAGCGGUUCUUGGAUCUGCUAGCCAACUCGCUCCGCACCGAAACCGACCUGGACCUCUUCCGGCGCGCCCACGUCUUCACCCGCUUGUUCGCCUACUUCCUAGCCCCCGUGUGUUCGAAGCCGGCGCGGAAGAAGAUCUUGCGCAUCGUCCACAUCGCCGCCACCAUCCCGGGAGGAAGUGACACGCUCAUCACCCGCGCCGCCGUGCGCGACUGGCUGGCCGUUGCGCGGACCCUGCGCGACCACAGCGGCCACGGCGCAGCCACCUUCGGCCAAGUCGACCCCGAACUGCGUGCCUUGGUGGAUGCAGUCGCCAGCGAGAUCCGGCGGACCUGUGAUGCCGACGGUAUCGCCCGGUGGGAGGACCAGAGGCCGGUGUUCAAGGCCGCGCACGAACAACAACAACAACAACAACAACAACAACAACAACAACAGCCUAAGCCUCAGCCUUCCUCCAGAAGUUAG
Capronia epimyces CBS 606.96 is the source of this 3597-nucleotide messenger RNA. RefSeq lists its product as uncharacterized. Gene Ontology annotation, biological process: maturation of LSU-rRNA from tricistronic rRNA transcript (SSU-rRNA, 5.8S rRNA, LSU-rRNA); maturation of 5.8S rRNA from tricistronic rRNA transcript (SSU-rRNA, 5.8S rRNA, LSU-rRNA). Gene Ontology annotation, cellular component: nucleolus. Bases 1 to 3597 code for a protein of 1198 amino acids. NCBI's taxonomy places the organism in Eukaryota, Fungi, Ascomycota, Eurotiomycetes, Chaetothyriales, Herpotrichiellaceae. The record is from RefSeq and is a predicted model, not a curated record. The transcript has 2 exons.